Molecule: messenger RNA, 1276 nt
Organism: Prunus avium (sweet cherry)
Lineage: Eukaryota; Viridiplantae; Streptophyta; Magnoliopsida; Rosales; Rosaceae
Source: RefSeq, a predicted model, not a curated record
AAAAGACAAUGACUUAAAAUUUCAUCAAAAAAUUUCCCUCGUAGCAGUGACCAGAUAUCUAUGAUAAAGCCAAAGGCACCAUCCACCGAAUCUUCUCCUUUCAAUUUUUCCAUUAACAAAACAAAAUCAUACAUCUUUCAACCAUUCAUUUCAAAUUCUAACAACCAAGUUAGUUUCAGGUUCAGAAUGUCGCACGAUUCUCUUCCCCCUCUCCCCGAAAACCGAAUCGUCCUCGCCGUCGGCACGGUGGGCGUCGAUUUCUUGGCCACCGUGGCCUCUUACCCUGAUCCGGACGACAAAAUUAGAACCACCAGCUUAAAGGUUCAAGGAGGUGGAAACGCGGGUAAUGCUUUAACUUGUGCAGCUCGUUUGGGCUUAAGUCCGAGACUGAUUUCCAAGGUUGCAAAUGAUACACAAGGCAGGGGCAUACUGGAGGAGCUACAAGCCGACGGCGUAGAUACUUCUUCUGUUGUGGUUUCCGAGGAGGGUAAUUCACCAUUUACCUACAUUAUUGUUGACAAUGAAACGAAAACUCGCACUUGUAUUCAUACUCCAGGAUAUCCUCCCAUGAUACCAAGCAAUCUUUCCCAAACAAGUUUAUCAUCUGCAUUGGAUGGAGCAAGAAUGCUUUAUUUAGAUGGACGAAUACAUGAAACUGCUUUACUUGUUGCACAGGAGGCUGCUCGCAAGAAUGUACCUAUAUUAGUUGAAGGUGAACGGAUAAGAGAAGGGCUGGAUGAUCUUCUAAAACUAGCUGAUUAUGCUAUAUGCUCUGCAAAAUUUCCACAGGCAAGUCAUUUGUUCUUCUAUGAACCACUACCCGUGACAAAAUUGAGGGCCAAUGGAGUAGGGACGGUUUGUGGGAGGCUGUUUGUGGGAACAGCUGAGAAAGUACCACCCUCAGAACUUCAAGAUACUACAGGUGCUGGAGAUAGUUUUAUUGGAGCAGUUCUCUAUGCUAUUUGCUCCAACAUGCCUCCAGAGAAAAUGCUGCCAUUUGCUGCUCAAGUGGCAGCUACCUGCUGUAGGGCUGUGGGAGCUCGAACUGGGCUUCCACACUGCACAGAUGCACGCCUGGCAUCAUUUUUAUCUUAAAAAUUCCCAGGAGGUCCUACAUGAUUGGCAUAGUUAACUGGAAAGGUGAAAUUUAGCCUAGAAAUUAAGCUAUUUCCUCUCAUGAGUUAUUAAUUUUGUAAACUACUGUCUCUUGGCUUAGAAGAUUUCCUUGUAACGGACAGACAAUUUGAUAAGUAUAAGUGUCUCCUCAUUUGAGUGA